AACCCAAAACAACCAGUAACCUACAUACCAGUCAUGUACCAUAGACUACACAUACAGUAGAGGCAACCCACAGGACAUCCAUCCUCCACAAAGGAGAGAGAAGACGACGGAAGAACGAAAAUUACAUUAAGUAGUAGCCGGUAGGAAGGGGAGAAAAAGAGAGGAGAAAGAACAGAUUUAGAUUCAGAAAAGGAAAGGAAACAGAAAUAAAGAUGGCUAAAUUGCUGGUGAAUGGGAUGCCUGUCCAAAUCUAUCUGAUGUUCGUGCUGUUGGCCGCCGGGUCCCAUAAGCAACUUGUCCAUGGAGCAGGUCUGAGGGCAGAAGGGCUGGUAGAGGGCACCACUGAAGUGAUCAGUCACUCUCAGGGGCUCGUGGCACGUCUGGAGAGCCUUCUGGUGCUGGGGAAUGACAGUGACAUUUCUCUGCGUGUGGAAACCGUGGAUGCAGAUGAGGUCAAGGUGAUCCAAGCCCACACGCUGGUGCUGUCACUGCAAAGCCCAGUGUUUGAUGCCAUGCUCAGAAACCGCAAUGGCAGCACGUUAGUUCUGCGAGAAAUGGCGGAAUGUAUGGCUGUGUUUGAGAAAUUCAUCAGAUAUCUGUAUUGUGGUGAGCUCUCACUGCAGUUGGACCAGGCCGCACCGCUGCACAGACUGGCUACCAAGUAUGGCAUUUCCAGCCUACAGCAAGGACUAACCCAGUACAUGAGCCAGAACUUGGCCAGCGAUUCUCUCGGCGAUCAUGUGGUGGGUUGGUUCCAGUAUGCCACGUCGGUUGGCGACACAGUGUUGAGAGACAACUGCCUUCAGUUUUUGUCAUGGAAUCUGUCAUCUGUGCUUCAGAGUGCAGAAUGGCCGUCGGUUAGCGUGGAACUGCUAAUGACCCUGUUGCAGCGCUCUGACCUAGUCCUCAAGAGCGAGCUAGAGCUGUUCGAAGCCCUCGAAAUCUGGCUCACUCGGAAUGACCCGGACAACCUGACUGCCGAGAACGCCCUUCGCCUGGUGCGCUACGCCAUGAUCCCUUCGCGAGAACUCUUUCGCCUUCAACGGCAUUCGCCCAUCCUGGAGCGCCACCACGAGUCAGUGCGCGAUCUGCUUUACAUGGCGUACCAGUUCCACUCGGCCUCACCGCUUCAGUUGGCCAAGUUCUUCGAUGUGAAUUGCAGCCUCUUCGUGCCACGCAACUAUCUCUCGCCCGUAUGGGGCUCCCAGUGGAUCAUUAGUAACCCGGCGCGGGACGACCGCAGCAGCAGUUUCCAGAUGCAGUUGGGCCCCAGUGGUUUCGACUCCAGUAAGCGAGUGACGUGGAACGCCCUGUUCUCACCCCGUUGGCUCCCUCUAAGCUUGCGGCCCAUGUACACAGAACAGGGUGCCAUGCAACCACUGCGCACUGAUGGAGGAAACGGUGCCGGCCAGCCUCGUAUCAUCAUUACACCUGCUACUUCCAGUGCCGAUUUUGCAGGCGUGAGCUUCCAGAAGACUGUGCUCGUCUCGACCAAAAAGCAGGGCAAACUUGUGGUGCGGCAUGUGUUCAGCUUCCACCAAAGCACAGAGGAGGUGGACUUCCUGUCUGAUGUGGACCUGCAGAAUCACACAUCUGAGUACCUGGUGGAUGGAGCGCUGUACUUGCACAUCAUCGUAAAGCCCAUAUACCAGACAAUCACAGCAACCAAGAAAUGAUAUAAAAGAAAUGCAUUGAUGCAUUUGGAUGACGGUUUAGCAUCAUGCUUCAGCAGUUGGUCUACAGAAAACACAGUUAGGAUGUAAAUAUAUGUUCAUGGUUUAGAAGGUCAAUGCAAUAUUAAAAUGCAACACAAUAAGAGGAGAUGUGUUCCAUCCAUUAUACAUAGUGAGUUAGGGUUUACUGUCAAACAAAGUGUUAAAAAAUUAAACAGUAUGUUUAAUGUGUAAAAAUGGCUUGUGGCAUACAUGUACUAAAUUGAAACAGGCUUUGAUAUACAUUUUGCCUUCAAACAUAAGUCAUAUCACAGUUAAUUUUUCUUCUUUGACAAGGCUGGAAGAAAAAGAAAAAGCAUUUACAUUUUUAGGAAAAUCACAGCAUGCAUGUGCGUGUAACCACAACAUCCUAUGUCAACACUGGUCUCAUUUGUUAAAGACAGAGAACAACUCAGAUUUUAAAUUAGUUAUGCAAAUAUUCACAAUAGUAUUGUGCAUUGUAUACUGUAGACAGUAAUAUUAUUUUUAGUUCACUUUAGAAUAAAAAAGAUUUUACCACAAUUACAACAACUGUUGUAACUUGUUUUUAGGUGCUAAUUUAAAUACAAUGAGAAAUAUCACUCUUUCAAAUCUUGUGCAAAUUUGCAAUGGCAUAAAAUGUUAGUUUAAUGAUUUACAGUAGGCUUUUAUAGUAAUGCUAUGCCACUUAUGUCACUUUUUUCCUUGCCUGUAUGUUUUUUUUUGCAUGUUGGAAUAGACUCUCCUGUGCAACAGGUCAUUAAAUAAAAUAUACUCUACGUUCUUCCACAUUGCACAUAGUUAUUAACCAAACAAAUAAAUACAUGGAUAUAAAAUCAAAUGCAUGAAACAUUAUACCUUGUUACACAACUAAAAAUGGACUCCAAGAUAGCAGAUGAAUGAUUAAAAAGUAUUUUUAUCAUUUAAAUGUAAUUGAAAGUCCUUAAAUAAAUACAUACAUACAUGCAUACAUACAUACAUGGGGUCAAAUGAUUUUAUUACACUCACCUGCACUUUACACACUUCACAUUUAUACCUAUUUAAACCAUGAGCACUAUCUAUUCUCCAAGAGACACAAAAAGUAUAAUUUGCCUAAAAAUAUAACUGAGUAAAAGUACUUAUAAAUAUGAGUACAAAUAUGACCCAUAGAGUUUCUAUUUGCAUUUUCAGUUUCGAUAUAUUACAAUAAAAUACUUUAGCAAUGAACACUCAUGCUUUGAAAUACACACACACACACACACACACACACGCACGCACACACGCACGCACACACGCACGCACGCACACACGCACGCACGCACGCACGCACGCACGCGCACACGCACGCACGCACGCACACACACUCUUGUAUGACAACAGCGCAUGCAGCUCCUCCUGUUUCCCCGGCGCAUACCAUUUACGUGAAACUACCAACCCCAUGAUCCCCUGCGUCGUCAGGCAGGAAGAACGUGUGUUAGCAGGGGCUCGCGCUGAUCCAAGUUAGGAGCUCUCAGCUGCUAGCCUCGGCCCAUCAUGUAAGUGCCUGCCGAGGUUUCUUUUGCAGAACGCUUGCAGAAAUCUCCCCUUCGCGCUUUGCGAAGCGUGCAUUUGAAAUCGUAACAAUUGCACGGAGAAGAACUCACCCGACGGCCAAAGCUUCCGAUUGCAUGAAGAUCGGGGCUUGUUUUUUGCACCUUUGUUGCUGCUUGAAGCCUCGCUGCGAGGGAUAUAUGGAGGGAGGGAGCGAGGAUAGCAAAGUCUUUUGUGCUUCCCCUUCCCCCAAGCCGAAAGAGGAGAUGUCUGGGCCAAAAUCAGGUAA
Molecule: messenger RNA, 3489 nt
Organism: Triplophysa rosa
Lineage: Eukaryota; Metazoa; Chordata; Actinopteri; Cypriniformes; Nemacheilidae
Gene: btbd17a
Product: BTB (POZ) domain containing 17a
Exons: 3
Coding region: 213-1676 (487 amino acids)
Molecular function (GO): protein binding
Source: RefSeq, a predicted model, not a curated record